Messenger RNA from Medioppia subpectinata, 1313 nucleotides. Lineage: Eukaryota; Metazoa; Arthropoda; Arachnida; Sarcoptiformes; Oppiidae. The record is from the annotation of a GenBank genome assembly.
CGACGACAACUCUGUCUCUGUUUCCAUGGAAACGUGAUUGGAGUGGAAAUGGCGUCGAAUGCGAGUCAAGACUCUUCACAACAAUCGACGUCUGAGCGCGAGAUGAAGAGUCAGAGCGGAGAGAAGCCGCUGUUCCACUGCCAGGAGGUGGGAGACACCAAAUUCGUCAUCUUGAAGCGCUACCAGAACCUCAAGGCCAUCGGCAGCGGCGCGCAGGGCAUCGUCUGCGCGGCGUUCGACGCGAAGCUCGGGGCGAAUGUGGCCAUCAAGAAGCUGUCGCGGCCCUUCCAGAACGUGACGCACGCCAAGCGCGCGUAUCGCGAGUUCAAACUCAUGCAAACCGUGGACCACAAGAACAUCAUCGGACUGUUGAACGCAUUCACGCCGCAGAAGUCUCUGGAGGACUUCCAGGACGUCUACCUGGUGAUGGAGUUGAUGGACGCGAACCUCUGCCAAGUGAUCCAGAUGGACCUCGAUCACGAGCGCAUGUCCUACCUAUUGUAUCAGAUGCUGUGCGGCAUCAAGCACCUGCACGCGGCCGCCGUCAUCCACCGGGACCUGAAGCCGUCGAACAUUGUGGUGAAGAGCGACUGCACGCUCAAGAUCCUGGACUUUGGUUUGGCGCGCACGGCCGGCACCACCUUCAUGAUGACGCCGUACGUGGUGACGCGCUACUACCGCGCGCCCGAGGUCAUAUUGGGCAUGGGCUACCACGAGAACGUGGACAUCUGGUCAGUGGGCUGCAUCAUGGGCGAGAUGAUCCGAGGCGCGGUGCUGUUCCCGGGCACGGACCACAUCGACCAGUGGAACAAGAUCAUCGAGCAGUUGGGAACGCCCUCUACCGACUUCAUGCGGCGGCUGCAGCCCACGUGGAACAAGAUCAUCGAGCAGUUGGGAACGCCCUCUACCGACUUCAUGCGGCGGCUGCAGCCAACAGUGCGCAAUUACGUGGAGAACCGGCCGCGCUACUCGGGAUACGCCUUCGAGAAGCUCUUCCCCGACCUCUUAUUCCCGGCCGACAGUUCCGAACACAACAAGCUGAAGGCGAGCCAAGCGCGGGACCUGUUGUCGCGCAUGCUCGUCAUCGACCCCGAGCGCCGCAUCUCGGUGGACGACGCGCUGACGCAUGCGUACAUCAACGUGUGGUACGACGACGCCGAGGUGAACGCGCCGGCGCCCCUCCCCUACGACCACUCGGUGGACGAGCGCGAGCACACCGUCGACCAGUGGAAGGAACUGAUUUAUAACGAAGUGAUCGAAUACGAGAAGCAGAAGAAGGAGAAGUUGGCGCCGCUCGUCGUCACGUGAUCGCU